AGUAUACAGUUAUGGAUGUUUUGAACAUGUCGCCCGGCAAAUCUCUUGUUUAAAACAACUUUGUUCGACCCGCCACAGGUUUCGUACCCUUCCUGGAGGUCUAUUAAAGGAAUGAACUACUCUGGUUGUUCGCAUUCCAUUAUAGUACAAAACCUGGCACUAUAAUCGAACUUCACUCAGCAUGGAUGAUCACCGUUCAACCUUACGGAAUGCUCGUCAACUUACGGACGUUGGACAGCAGGCAUUUGAAACAGAAGUUAAAGGUUUUACAGGAAAACUUCGCAUUGAACAAAUAUAUAUUGACAUCAUUUUACAAGAUAUCAGUGAUCAAACAGUUUUGGAGGGAAGCCUUGCAAGUCAUUACAUAAACGAAAUACAAAAGCAUUUUGUAGCUUUUAAGGAUGUUUCUUUCCAAUUUUAUGAGUAUCUGUGUGCUCAAAGAACAAGCGAAGCUGACAGAAAGUUAUUAUCACACAAAGUUAUUGCAAUAGCCACAGAAGUGAAAGUACUUAAAAUCUUGAAACAAUUGGAAGGCAUUAUUCAGUUGGAUCAUGAUGUGAUCACCAAGGAUAAGAAAGUGACUCUGAAACAACAAAUUUCUCAACUGGAAUUAUCAAACUUUGAAUCAUUCAAGGGACCAAAGGUAGAAGCUGUUGAACCUCCAGAAUAAUUUAAAGAUCCUCCAAUUUCUCAGAAAGAAACACGGCAAAGAUCACAGAGAUCAUGUUCGACAAGCUCAAGCUCUAUAUGUUUGAAACAAAAGAUAAAACUUGAAGCAGCUAAAGUUAAAGCAAAGUAUGCACAGGAAGAGGCAGAGUUAAUUAAAGAACAAGCUUCAAUCCAAGCUAAUCUAAAGAUCCUGACUGUGAAACGUGAAGUAGAGGAAUCUGAAGGAGAGCUCAGGGCACUAAGUGAAGUAUGCAGUGAUGUAGAUUCCUUGAAUUCAGUUCAAAUGGAUAGUGUUCGAGAAAACAGAACAGCUGAAUUUAUACUUCAACAGGACGAUAACAACAAUAACUUUGUACGAGAAAAUUUGAAUGUAAAUGCUCCUGAAUUUUAUCCCACAUCCAACAGAACAUUCAAUGGACCAUCACAGACUGAUGUGUGUAGACAGCUUACUCAGUUUAUGAUGAAAAAGGAUCUCCUUCUAUCUCGGCUAUGUAGAUAUGAUGAUUCUCCAGGAUAUUUUCUUGCAUGGAAAGCUAGCUUCCAGAAUGUCAUGCGUGAAUUAGAUGUUACACCAGCAGAAGAAAUUGAUCUUUUGGUCAAGUGGUUAGGACCUGAAAGUUCCAAACAAGCACUGAGUAUUCGAGCAGCUAAUGCUGCUAGUCCAGACCAAGGGGUCAUAAGAAUCUGGAGUAGACUCGAUGAUCGUUUUGGGAGUCCCGAGAUAGUUGAAGGACCUCUAAGAAAGAAAUUAAACAAUUUUCAGAGGAUAAGCAACAAGGAAAAUAAAAGAUUAUUUGAACUUGUAGACAUUGUGUCAGAAAUUGAAUCUACUAAGGAAAAUCCCACCUACAAGACCCUCCUCAGUGUAUAUGAUUCAUCAGCUGGAGUGAAUCAGAUUAUGUCCAAACUACCCUUUUACAUUCAAGAAAAAUGGACAACAGAAGCAACUCGUUACAAAACCGAACACAACACAGCUUACCCACCAUUUGAAAUAUUCUCCAAGUUUCUUCAACGAAUAGCUAAAAUGAAAAAUGACCGAAGUUUUUUUUAUGAGGACUCAACUAUGCCAAAAAAUUCCAGUUCAAGAACACUUCAGCGAUCUCAAGGGCAAGCAAAACCAGUACAAUUGUCAGUGGCAAGGACAGAAGCAACAGAUACGAAAUCUGGAGACAACGAAGUAGUAAAUAAGCACAAAUCCGACAAUCCUAUUGUGUGUCCAUUUCAUGGAACUAACCAUUUGUUAAAUGAAUGUCGGAGUUUUAGGACAAAGACGUUGGCAGAGAGGAGAGAAUUUUUGAAAAAGAAUGGUCGGUGCUUCAGAUGUUGUGGUCAGAAAAAGCAUUUGCGUCGGGACUGUUAGGAACUUAUAAAAUGUACUGUAUGCCAAAGUCGUGAACAUCCGACUGCUUUACAUGUGAACAAGCAAGAAGACUCUAGAGCUUCGGGAAAGCAUGAGGGGGAGAAAUGUAAUUCUGAAAUAGACAGUAAAUGUACUCAAGUAUGUGGAACGGCAUCUGUAGUAAGCAAGUCUUGCUCAAAGAUACUACUUGUUAAAGUAUAUCCAGACGAAAGACCGGACCAGGCAAGAAAAUUGUAUGCGUUGAUUGAUGAUCAGAGCAAUCGGUCCUUAGCAACUUCAAACUUUUUCCACAUAUUUGGAGAAGAUGGCCCAGACAAUGAGUAUAUUCUAUCGUCCUGUACUGGAAAGUUCACAACGUCUGGUCGUUUUGCCUCUAAUUACACGGUUGAGUCACUAGAUGGGUCUUGUAUUCUGAAACUACCAACUUUGAUUGAAUGCAACGAUAUUCCUAACAACAGGCAUGAGAUACCGUUUCCUCACAUUGCUUCAAGCUAUCCUCUUUUAGCAAGUAUUGCAACAUGAAUCCCUGAAAUUGAUGAAAACUUCCAGAUUGAUCUACUGAUAGGGGGAUAUUUAGUAGCAGCACACCACGUUUUAGACCAACGUGCGAGCAAGGAAUAUGUACCGUAUGGACAGAAACCUCCCCUUGGGUGGACCAUCAUUGGAGAAGCUUGUUUGGGCAAAAUUCAUCCUCCAGAUCGGAAUCUUCAAGUUACAGUAAACAAGACAAGUAUUUUGUCAGACGAUAGAACCACAUUUUUGAAGCCAUUCCAAAACAUCUUGCAGGUAGACUCGCACAUAUUUAAAACUACUGACCAAGACGAACUGAUUGGUGCGUCGAUCGAAGAUGAUGCCUUUCUUAAGAUAAUGGAUGCUGGAAUGGUAAAGGACUCAGAUGACAGAUGGAUUGCACCGUUACCAUUUCGUGAUAAGCGACCGACUCUGGAGAACAACAGGCAACUUGCGAUGAAGAGUGCAAAGUCAUUUCAUAACAACUUGAAAUUUAAUACAUCAAAACAAGAACAUGUGAAACAAUUCAUGGCCAAAAUAAUCGAAAACUUACACAGCCCUUGUCGGCAUCUCAGGAAUGUUGGUACUUACCGAUGUUUGCAGUUUACCACCCAAAGAAACCAGACAGCAUCAGAGUUGUGUUUCAUGCAUCAGCUGUAUACAAUGGCAAUUCGUUGAACAAGGUACUGUUGAAAGGUCCAGAUCUCACUAACAGUUUGUUGGGUAUUCUUCUCCGAUUUCGAAAAGAAGUUGUUGCAGUGACUGCUGACAUACAGCAAAUGUUCUAUAACUUCAAGGUCACGGACAACCAUCGAGACUUCCUACGUUUUAUAUGGCACGCUGAUAAUGACCUCACAAAACCAUUAGUAGAUUAUUGUAUGACAGUACAUGUAUUUGGGAACAGCCCCUCACCUUCAGUUGCCACAUAUGGAUUAAGAAAAUCAGUGAAAAAUGCUCGUUCGGAUGUUCGAGAUUUUGUGGAAAGAAAUUUUUAUGUUGGUGACGGAUUGGUUUCUUGUGAAGACGUGGACACUGCUGUCAAUUUGAUCAAGCAUACUUAAGACGAAUUACUCUCUGGUGACCAACUUAGACUUCAUAAAGUGGCUUCUAAUAACAAACACGUUUUGCAACAGUUCCCUGAAGAGGAUUUAGCAAAAAAUCUCAAAGACUUGAGUUUUGAUACUGAUAAUCUACAUAUUCAAAGGAGUUUAGGCAUGUCAUGGAACAUUGAGAGUGAUUGUUUUACAUUUCAAGUAAUUAGAGACUUUAAGUCAUUCACAAAGUAUGGUGCAUUGUCUACCAUCAACGGACUGUUCGAUCCUGUGGGAUUCAGUGUCCCAGUGGCUUUGCGCGGAAAACUGAUGUUACGUGAAAUUAUGUAAUGCUUAGGACACAUAGAAUGGGACGAUCCUUUACCGGAGACAUAUCAGCAAUCUUGGGAACAUUGGGUAAACAGUUUGCCUCUUUUGAAACAAUGUAGUAUUCCCCGAAUGUAUAGUGACAUUUCAUUCGCUCAUGCCAUGGAUCGGCAGAUUCAUAUUUUCUGUGAUGCAUUUAAGGAUGCAAUCGGUGCAGUGGCUUAUCUAAGAUUGUGCGACUCCCAACAUGUUACUGUCAGUUUUCUCUUUGGCAAGACUAAGGUAGCUCCACAUCACAGCAAUACCAUUCCUCGUUUGGAACUUUGUUCAGCAGUACUCGGGGUAGAACUUGCUGAGUUGAUCAAGAAACACUUAGGAUUUCAUCCACGUGAUAUGCACUUUUAUACCGACAGCAAAGUGGUAUUGGGGCAUCUCACUAACGAAUCAAAACGUUUUUAUGUGUAUGUCGGAAAUCAUGUAAGGAGAAUACGAGCCUCUAGCAAUCCAAAUGACUGGAGACAUGUUUCAACAGAAAACAAUUCUGCAGAUUGCGCUACUAGAGGAAUUGAAAGUGUGAAUUUACAAAGUAGCGUUUGGAUAAACGGACCUGAAUUUCUUAAAAACAAAAACUUCGAAAAUGUGGAAGAGUCGUAUGAGUUAGUCGACACUGACAAUGACAAAGAACUAAGACCGGAUGUCCGCUGUUACAAAACAGAUGCCUCAGAACAGUGUCGUUUAGGUUCUGAGAGGUUUGGUGUUUGUUCGGAGUGAAAAAGACUUGUCAGUGUCAUUUCAUGACUGAAAUGUUUCAUUCGUAAAUGGAAAGGUCAUACGGAGGUUGUAGAGGACAAUGACCAUAAGACACCAGAAGCCUAUGAUGUUCAGAAGAUGUUCAUAUUUAAGGAGGUUCAAUUUGAGGCAUAUUCAGAAGAGAUUGGUUGUAUUGCAAAUGAUUCCCCUCUUCCAAGAGGUAGUUCGAUAAGGAAAUUCACACCCUUUCUUGAUGAUCAUUGCGUUUUGAGGGUAGGCGGAAGGUUGCGACAUUAUGAUGACGCGUCAGAUUUGAGGAAUUAUUCGAAACAUUCCAUCAUUCUUCCAAAACAUCACCAUGUAUCAAGACUUAUCGCAAGACACUUCCUCGAGAAAAACUUCCAUCAGGGAAGAAGUAUUACUGAAUGAGCGAUUUGCACAGCUGGUUUUUAGAUUGUUGGUAUUCUUCGAGUAGUAUCAUCAUUAAUUCACAAGUGCGUGAUUUGUAAGAAACUUAGGGGUAAAUGUGUGUGUCAACAGAUGUCUGAUUUACCAGAAGACAGGAUCAGACCCGCACCCCCAUUCUCCUUCGUAGGUGUGGGUACUUUUGGACCAUGGCCUGUUGCCUUCAAAAGAACGCGUGGGGUCCAAACAAGUCAAAAGAGAUGGGCUUUACUUUUUACCUGCUUAGUACGUAGAGCGAUCCAUAUAGAAGUCAUAGCAUUACGUCGCUUUAUCUCGGUCAGGGGUCCAGUUACACAGUUCCGCUCAGACAGAAGAACAAAUUUUGUUGGUGGAGUAUCUGAACUGAACAUCGAAUCAGACUUCGUUGAAAAGGAUUCAGUAAAAUCAUUCUUAGCAAGUAGCAACAUAUUGUGGAAGUUCAAUCCGCCACAUGCUUCUCACAUGGGAGGUGUGUGGGAAGGGACGAUCGGUGUAUCUCGGAAAAUUUUAGAUUCAAUGUUACUCAGGGAAGGAUCUAAAAAUUUGACUCACGACGUUUUGACCACACUACUUGCAGAAGUUUCUGCAAUAGUUAAUGGACGUCCAUUAGUGCCAGUUUCUACAGACCCUGAGUCACCUUGUGUUCUAAGUCCGUCGAUGCUACUUACUCAAAAGACUCAAACAGACAAUAUAUCUUUACAAUCAUUUGGCUCGAAAGACAUGCUAAAAUCACAGUGGAAGCAGGUCCAGUAUCUAGCAGAAGAAUUUUGGUCGCGAUGGCGUAAAGAGUACCUUCAUCAUUUGCAAACUCGUCAGAAGUGGACUGAUGUACAAAGAAACAUUGUUGAAGGUAACAUUGUGCUGUUAAGAGACAAAGAAUUGCAUCGUAAUCAUUGGCCUGUAGGCAUCAUUGAAAAAACAUUUGUGAGUGCUGAUCUGAACGUUUGAAAGGUUGAAGUUAGAAUCGUGCGUGAUGGAAAAGCAGUGAGUUAUGUUAGACCUGUGUCUGAGUUAAUUUUGUUGUUAGAAUAUGAGUGACAUGUUUAGGCAACAUUUGUGCUUAUAUGAAUUGUAGAAAACUGAUAUCUGUACAUUGAAUUUUUGAUUUCUUUACAUAUUGUGAUUUCAAGUAUGAAAUCAGAGGGGGCGGCAAAUCUCUUGUUUAAAAUAACGAUGUUCGACCCGCCACAGGGUGAGUUAUUUCUUAAUGUUUACAUGUUUACCUUUAGCAUUAUCGGGAAAACUCUAUCAAUUCAUGAUAUCUAUAUUUGAAGAUCUCUAUGCCUUUCGAGCGAUUGAAGUGACAGUUGAUAAGUCAUGUAUAUUUUCGACUGUUUGGUAAUUUUUUACUGCAUUUUAUGUCAACGUAUCUAUCUUUAUGGUUUGAUAUAAUGUUUAUUCUCCCAAGUUUGGCCUGUAUUGACUCUAUAAAUGUCUGUUUUUAAUUUGUAUGCGGUAUUCUGUUAAAAUAUUUUUUCUACGGAAAGCCAUUCGAGUUAUAAUUUGUAGGGUACGGAUUUCCCAAAUUUCACUGUGUGCGAUGUGCAUCUGUGACACAUUUUCAAGUAAUUAUUAUUGGUGUUUUGAUAUCAUUAUGUUUUUCAACAAUGUGUAAAUGUCUCUAAUAUAACUAUGGAAGGCAAUAUUGUCAUAAUGUGUAUGUUUUUGGAAUAUUACUUCUAAUAUCAACUUCAUUGUUCUUAUACAUGUUAUAUUAGAGUUUAUCUUUGUAUUUUGCAGUUUUGUACCCUUCCUGGAGGUCUAUUAAAGGAAUGAACUAC
Molecule: messenger RNA, 6872 nt
Organism: Ostrea edulis (European flat oyster)
Lineage: Eukaryota; Metazoa; Mollusca; Bivalvia; Ostreida; Ostreidae
Exons: 2
Coding region: 953-2029 (358 amino acids)
Source: RefSeq, a predicted model, not a curated record